This is a messenger RNA of Pararge aegeria (speckled wood butterfly), 2667 nucleotides long. RefSeq lists its product as uncharacterized. Lineage: Eukaryota; Metazoa; Arthropoda; Insecta; Lepidoptera; Nymphalidae. The transcript has 6 exons. Bases 58 to 2667 code for a protein of 869 amino acids. The record is from RefSeq and is a predicted model, not a curated record.
ACGGAGUAUAGCAGUGUAAUUGAUCAAUUGUGGUUUGCAUAAGGAAAACGGUCAAUAAUGACGUGGUACCUGUGCCUCAUUUUAACAUCUCUAGUGAACCUUAGUUUCUGCAUUAAUCGGCCGGUUUUUAAAAUCGUUCUGACACAAAAGGGAUUUGCACAGUUUCUUCAAUAUGAUGUAGAAACGCCACCUGUCAGAGAAUUCACUUUCUGCACUUGGCUUCGUGUUUUUGACUUGUCGCAUGAUCAAAGUGUUUUCACAUAUGUCACAAACGGCAAUAAUCGGGUAAUACAGCUUUGGCUUGAUUCCGGUGGUAAAUUUAUGAAAAUAUCCUUGAAUGGAAAAACAUCUUCAAGUACUUUAGUGGAAAUUACUAAAAAUACGUGGCGCCACGUUUGUGUGUCUUAUCAGUCAGACUUUGGAGCAUGGGCAAUCUACAUAGAUGGUCGCCUGGCAUCCUGUGAAGCAGCCCAAAGUCUUUACGGUUUCGUUUUACCCGGUGGUGGCAGCGUUAUAAUUGGCUACGGUACAACGGACAGUGGAACUCCAAAUGGGUUGGAAGGAGAAAUUUUUGGGUCAAAUAUGAUACUAAAGUCAACGAUAGAACGAAAUUAUACAAUAAAAAUUGAUCCGCGAUAUCAACAGAAACUUUUUCAAAAGAACAAACUUCUCGGAAAUAACAAUAUCAAAUAUAUUGUUUUAAAUGAUAUGAAUUUCGAUACAGUAUUAGAUAACUCCGAAACAACAAAUUUGCCUAUUUUUAAUACGACUCGAAGUUUCAUAAAAUUUAAAUUUACACACGGAUUAAUUGAACAUGACGUUGGAUUAGAUUUAACUCCAAAAAAAACUAAAUUUACGGACUCAUCCAAUGAAAAGGAAAUUUUAGAUUUUACAAUGAUACCCACAAAUCCUAGCAUAACUAAUGAUAAAAAAAUAAAUUUUUUGAAAUUCCUGAAUGAGGCUGGUAAUAUAGGCAAAUUUAAAGGAAAGAGUAAUAAAGAAAGGGAGCUAUCUGGUUCAGGAACUCAAGAACUUCCGACUAUAUCAGAAUUUGAAACACCCCCACCACCGAGACCACAAUCAUUUCAAGACUACACACACACAAGUGUUAAACAAAAAAAACCACUAUUAAAGACAUAUUUUGAAAUAAAAGAGAAUGGAAAAUUAUUGAAUCCUUCGAAUAUCAAUAAUAAAUAUGAAUAUGAAGUGUCUGAAGUAGUAAAACCUCCCCCAUUUAAUCAAAAUACCAAAGUCUAUGGUCAAUGGACCAGUUCACAGUUCGCUAAUAGCGUUUUAAACUAUUUAAAAAACGUCAACCUUGAAAAUAAAAAACUAAAAAAGGUUCCUUCAACAAUACCUCUUUUUAAAUUAUCGGAUAGCUUACCGUAUUAUUCAGAUUAUAAAGUAACUAGAGUAAAUCCGCCAUUAAGAUUUGAAAGGCGCAACAUUAUUAAUAGCGUCAUUCAUAAACGUGAUAUUGAAAAUCCACAAAUAAAUAUACAAAUUUUAAAUGAUGAUCUAAGAUCUCGAAUUUUAGACAUUCAUUCUAAAACGAUACCUAAAAAUGUGGAAAUAAUAAAUCGAGGUCAAAAUAUAAAAAACAAUAAAUAUCACAGAUUUUAUAGAAAUAUAGAUAGCCAGAUAUCAAGAGAAAUAAUGUUUGGUUCUAAAUUUUCCAUGCCAAUGCCUUUUACUAUGGAUUCUAAAUUAAAUUCCAAGAAAAUUAAUAGUAACUUGGAUAAAAAUAACAACCUUAUAUCAAUACUCCCCUUUCUCAAGUCAGGAGAAUAUUUUAUUGAUAAAUAUGUUGAUAAAAAAUCUAUUGAUAAUAAUGAAAUGUACACUAAAAGUUUAUCAAAUGCAAAUAAAUGGCAUAAUGUUAAAUCUUACAAUAAUGACUAUACACCUCGACGCAUUCAUAUGGAAUCAGGUGAAAACCAGUCAACUAUUGAAAAAAAUGUAGAUACAUCCAAGAUAAAAUACCCAUCAUUACGAUUAAAAUACAAACCAGAUAACCACAAAGUCGUUAAAAAUGUUGAUGAAGCAGAAAUAAUCAAUGGACGGGAUCUUGCAUUGGAAAUAUCAAAUUUUUCUAAUGCAAAUUCAGUUUCGAUUUUAAAACACAAUCAUGGUUUUCUUCCAGGAAAUAAGAAUUCCAAAAGUACCAAAAAAACUAGUCCUAAUUUCAUAACUAAUAACAAAAAUAAAAAAGGUCCCAGCAAAAAUAGUUUUGACCAGCAUAUAAAAAUUGGCAACGCUCUUAAUGAACGCUAUAUUAUUGGUGGUGAUAAAGAAAAUAGCAAAAUUAGUUUUAUUGGUGGUUCAGAAAAAAUCCCGGAUAUAAAUAGAUAUAGAUCAGAAAUAGAUCAUGAAAGUGAACAAGUACCGCCAUCGCUAGGGCCUAGAGUUUGCAAAAACGUCGAACUAUACGAUCAGCUUUUAUUUGUUCAACCUGAUGGUAGCGUUGACGUAACUGACAUAUUAUCACCAGUGAAAGAGAAAAAUUUAGGCAUCGAGUUUAUUGUACAAAAUUAUAAAAAGUGCUCUUUGGAAAAAACUUUAUUUGAGAAAAAUUCCUUAUUAUAUAUUGAUUGGAUUAAAACUCCGGUACGCCUAUUUGGUGGCUCUUAUCCAAAGAAAACUACUGAUCUUUGUGGUUUCUUUUAG